AUGGCCUUUGAGUUUCCGGACCACUAUGGGCAGCGUUUCACUCCGACCCUCCACCACAAGGCCGAGGGCCCGACAUUACCGGAAAACAAUCGCUCUUCGCCGUUCGUGGUAGUUGUGACCGGCGCUGGCAAAGGUCUAGGUGUGUAUAUAUCACUCGCGUACGCACGAGCAGGGGCAACGGGGAUCUGCAUCUCGAGUCGAACGCAGAGUGACCUCGACGAGCUGGAAAAGCGGCUAAAGGAGGUGAAUCCAAAGGUGGAGAUUCUUUCGGAGGUCUGUGACACGGCGAAACCCGAAGCCGUCAAGGCCCUCGCAGAAAAGGUCCGCGAGAAGUGGAACGGGAGAUUGGACGUGGCCAUUGCCAACGCCGGGGUCAUUUCCAAGUACCUGUACGACACGGACCCGGCGACUGGGGAGAAGACGAACCGACGCCUGCCCAAGGGCAUCGUCGAGGACGACGACUUCGCUCGCGUCAUCGACAUCAACCUGCUGGGCAGCUACUAUGUCGCCAAGUACUUCACGCCGCUGCUCAUCGCGCCCGAAAACCCGAGCACGGUGAGGAGUUACAUCGUCCUGACGAGUCUCGCGUGCCAGUUGACCGAGAGCAGCUUCGUGCCCACGGCGUACAACAUCGCGAAACUCGCCAACAACCGCAUGAUCGAGCACAUGGCCACGGACCACAAGGACGACGGCCUGCUGGCCUUCGCGGUGCACCCGGGCGCGGUCCUGACGCCGCAGACGCAGAACCACUCGACCCAAAAGGGCGACGCCUGGGACACGCGCCUGACCGAGGACAUUGGAUUGUGCGGCGGCUGGCUGACCUGGUUGACCCGCGAAAGGAGGGAGUGGUUGAGCGGCCGCUACCUCGCUGUGACCUGGGACGUCGACGAACUGGAGGCCAUGAAGGACGACAUUGUGCGCGAGGAUAAGUUGAAGUUCAGGAUGGCUGUUUAA
Messenger RNA from Fonsecaea multimorphosa CBS 102226, 954 nucleotides. RefSeq lists its product as uncharacterized. The record is from RefSeq and is a predicted model, not a curated record. Gene Ontology annotation, cellular component: intracellular anatomical structure. The transcript has 2 exons. The coding region runs from base 1 to 954 and encodes 317 amino acids. Lineage: Eukaryota; Fungi; Ascomycota; Eurotiomycetes; Chaetothyriales; Herpotrichiellaceae. Gene Ontology annotation, molecular function: oxidoreductase activity, acting on NAD(P)H, oxygen as acceptor.